This is a messenger RNA of Paramacrobiotus metropolitanus, 609 nucleotides long. RefSeq names its product TD and POZ domain-containing protein 4-like. Gene Ontology annotation, molecular function: ubiquitin protein ligase binding. The transcript has a single exon. Gene Ontology annotation, biological process: regulation of proteolysis; proteasome-mediated ubiquitin-dependent protein catabolic process. Bases 1 to 609 code for a protein of 202 amino acids. Gene Ontology annotation, cellular component: nucleus; cytoplasm. The record is from RefSeq and is a predicted model, not a curated record. Lineage: Eukaryota; Metazoa; Tardigrada; Eutardigrada; Parachela; Macrobiotidae.
AUGUAUGCCCCUAACAAGGAGCCGGACACCAUUCGCGUGCCGUCAGUGUUAGCGCCUGUUAAAAACUUUUCAGAUUUUCUCAAUCGCCAAAUGGAACUGUUGCAUUCACGGAACAACCAUCACGCCGACUUUGUCUUGCGUUCCAGUGAUGGCCACAAGUUCCCCGUACACCGUUUCCAGCUGGCAGCCCAUUCACCGGUCUUCGCCGCCAUGCUGUCUCAUGACGUUCGAGAGAAACGAACAUCCCGAUGCGAUCUAAUCGAUGUCGAUAAGGAAACUGUGGAGAUUCUCCUGGAUUACCUGUACGCAUUUAACACCGCCCGGAUUAAUGGAACAAAUGCGGAAAAAGCGCUGGCCAUGGCGGAUAAAUACGAGAUCAUGGAUCUGUGCUCCAUUUGUGAAGGGAUACUGAUUAAGAGUCUGGCGGUGGAGAAUGUGGUGCGUCGGUUCAUUAUGGCUCAUCAACGAGGAUUGAAAAUUUUAAAGGAAGUUGCAUUGCGUCUCAUGCGACAGAAUAUUGACGUAAUUGGAGAGGACAGCGUAUUGCAAACGGCCAUCCAAUCGGAGCCGGCCCUGCUGCAAAUAAUCAUGGGAUGCUUUCCGAAAUGA